AUCUUCCAACCCCACGUUUAAUCUAUUCGUAAUUAAAAUCGAGAUCACGGAUUGCGAUACAACCCAUUAAAUCGAUAUAUCGCAUGGCGUAGGCAGGCAGGGGUCCGACUGUUUUUUUUACGAAGUAACACGUGACACUAGUGACAGUGCGAUCUCAGCUGAUCCGUGCCGAGUCACGCGUCUGAUGCGCGCGGAUACUGGUGAUAAUGUCCGCGAUAAACGUGAAGGCGCUCGCACGUCAGAACGUCUGGAAAUUCUUGAAGUCGUUCGACACCGUGCUGACGGACUGCGACGGCGUGCUAUGGAUGCACAUGACGCCCCUGCCGCAUUCGGCGGACGUCGUGAACCUGUUCCGCAGGCUCGGCAAGCGGGUUUUCUACGUGACGAACAACAGCACGAAGACCCGGGACGACCUCGUGGGGAAGUGCCAGGCCCUGCAGUUUGAGGUGACCAAGGACGAUAUCCUGUGCACCGCUCACUUGUCAGCGUCUUAUCUACAAAGCUUGGGCUUUCGCAAGAAGGUCUACGUUAUUGGUUCCGAAGCGAUCGCCAAGGAAUUGGAGCAGGCUGGUAUCUCGUAUUGCGGAAUAGGGCCGGACCCAGUUAAGCAGAAUGUCCCAUAUUCCGUUUUCGAGAAGGACCCUGAGGUGGCCGCGGUUAUAGUCGGUUUCGAUGAACACUUCAGUUAUCCUAAAAUGGUCAAAGCGGCUACGUAUCUGAAUGACGCCAAUGUACAUUUCAUUGGGACUAACACGGACGAGAGGUUUCCAGUUUCAAAUGAUGUCGUGAUACCUGGUACGGGAAGCCUGGUUAGAUGUAUAGAAAGUUGCUCAGAGAGAAAGGCGGUGAUUAUGGGUAAACCGGAUGAAUAUAUGGCUAAAAUGUUGAUGGAACGAUCUAACGUUGACCCCCAGCGUACUUUGAUGAUCGGAGACCGGUGUAACACCGAUAUACUCUUUGGAACUCGCUGCGGUUUUACGACUCUGCUAGUCCUGACGGGAGUGACCGCUUUGUCGGACGUCGAAAGAUGGAAGCAGUCCGAGCGACAGGAAGAACGGGAUCUCGUGCCGAAUUACUACAUAGACGCGCUUGGCGAUUUAUUACCGUACUUAAAAGAACUAGAAACUGAAAUGUCAUAAAUUCGCAAGAUUUAGCCCGUGACGAAGGAAAGUAUGAGCGCCAUAACAUUUUAAUAAAGAUAAUGCGACUUUUUAGAACAAAUCCGUACGUAUAUGGAAUGUAUCUCAUGCACGCAUACAUGUACAUAUAUAUAUUUGUGUGAAUAGAAUUACCUAACAGAAUCUUUUCAACAAAUUUUAACUAUUUAUAUUAAUUAUGUGAACCAAUGAAUUCUCUCUUGUGUGUAUAAAUUUUAAGAAAUAUUAAACGAAAGAUCUUGCAGCCCA
Temnothorax curvispinosus is the source of this 1406-nucleotide messenger RNA. Its product is annotated as glycerol-3-phosphate phosphatase-like. The record is from RefSeq and is a predicted model, not a curated record. The transcript is spliced from 5 exons. Bases 207 to 1139 code for a protein of 310 amino acids. NCBI's taxonomy places the organism in Eukaryota, Metazoa, Arthropoda, Insecta, Hymenoptera, Formicidae. Gene Ontology annotation, cellular component: cytoplasm. Gene Ontology annotation, molecular function: phosphatase activity.